AUGUCCAAACUUAUGAUAUUGAUGGAAAAAAUCUAUCUACCACAUGUUGAUGUGAUUUCAACCUCUUCGUCAUCAUCUAUUCCACCUACAAAACAAACAACAGCAAUGCUAGUUCUCCCAAUUUUGUUAAAUUCUUACAGCGAGCACGAUAUCAUAUUCUUUAAUAACAGUGAUUCAAA
Ambispora gerdemannii is the source of this 179-nucleotide messenger RNA. NCBI's taxonomy places the organism in Eukaryota, Fungi, Glomeromycota, Glomeromycetes, Archaeosporales, Ambisporaceae. The record is from the annotation of a GenBank genome assembly.